AUGGCCCGCUUCGCUGUCCUCGCUCUUUUCGCUUCUGCGCUCAUCGCUUCCGUCUCCGGUGCACCCCUCGAGAGGCGCCGUACCAGCGCUGAGAAGGCCGCUGCCUCGGCUUCCGCCGCCGCUUGCGCUACUGCUCCGGCUGCCACGGCCUCGGCUGCUGCGGCUUCCUCGUCGGCUUCGGCUUCGACCUCGACGGCUGCGACGCAGACCGCCGCGAACUUCCAGGCCCUUGACUACGCCGACUUCCAGAUCUCCGACGGUGUCGCUGGUAAUGCCGAGGCGGAGGCUAACGCCGUCUUUGUCGAUCCCUUCGCUAACGUUGACCUCUCCACGGUCUCUGCCGACGUCCUCGAUGCCAUCCAGACGAUGCGCGAGGCGGCUGAGGACGCGGAGACUUCUCAGUUCAACCCGGCCAUCGACGCCGCCACUGGUGCUGAUGCCGAUGCUCUCCAGGUCGGCAAGAUCAAGAACAAGGUCCUCAAGUUGACUGGCGAGGUGCAAGGCAUCAACAUCAAGAUCGCGCAGGCUCAGGCCAAGGGCGAUGACACCUCGGACCUCGAGAGCUCGCUCGCUGCGGAGCAGAAGAAGCUCACCACGAACAUCGCGACUGACAAGAAGAGUGCUGGCGCGGCGUCCCAGAGCGUUGUGUAA
Messenger RNA from Peniophora sp. CBMAI 1063, 651 nucleotides. The record is from the annotation of a GenBank genome assembly. NCBI's taxonomy places the organism in Eukaryota, Fungi, Basidiomycota, Agaricomycetes, Russulales, Peniophoraceae.